This is a messenger RNA of Lucilia sericata (common green bottle fly), 1575 nucleotides long. Its product is annotated as calphotin-like. Bases 55 to 1488 code for a protein of 477 amino acids. The transcript has 5 exons. The record is from RefSeq and is a predicted model, not a curated record. NCBI's taxonomy places the organism in Eukaryota, Metazoa, Arthropoda, Insecta, Diptera, Calliphoridae.
AUCAGUUUUUCUAACUCCCUUUAAAGUAAAACAACCAAUUUAACUUUAACAAAAAUGUUCAAAUUUAUCGCUGUCUUUGCUUUGGCUGCUGUUGCCUCCGCUGCUCCUGGUUUUGUAUCAGAAAGCCAUCACUCCUUUGUACAACCUGCUAUUUUAACUAAAACUGCUGUUGUUGAUACCAGUGCUUCCUCAGCCAUUACCCAUCAAAGUUUCACCAAUUUGGAGAAAAAAGUACCAGUUGUCCAUAGCUAUGCGGCUGCUCCUGUUGUAAAAACUGUUUCUUACGAAACUGCUCCCGCAGUAAAAUCGGUUUCUUACUCUGCUCCCGUAGUUAAAACCGUUGCUCCCGUUGUUCACACUUAUGAAUCGGCUCCUGUAGUAAAAUCAGUUUCUUACUCUGCUCCUGUAGUUAAAACUGUUGCUCCAGUUGUUCACACUUAUGAGUCGGCUCCUGUAGUUAAAUCUGUUUCAUACAGUGCUCCUGUUGUUAAGACUGUUGCUGCCGCUCCUGUAGUACACUCCUAUGAAUCUGCUCCCAUAUUAAAAUCAGUUUCCUAUGCUGCUGCUCCUGUAGUUAAAACCGUUGCUGUUCACUCUGCUCCCUUAGUUAAGACUGUUGUUUCCGCUCCUGUUGCCUACUCUAGCUUCCAUCAUUUAGCUGCCGUUUCUGCUGCUCCUGGCUUUUUGACUGAAACUCAUCAUACCCUUGUACAACCUGCUGUUGUAACUAAAACUGCUGUCAUCGAUAACAGUGCUUCAUCAGCUAUUACUCAUCAAAGUUUCACCAAUUUGGAAAAGAAAGUACCAGUUGUCCACACCUAUGCUGCCCCAGUUGUUAAGACUGUAGCUGCUGCUCCCGUAGUCCAUACCUAUGAAACUGCUCCUGUUGUCAAGACUGUAGCUGCUGCACCUGUUGUACACACCUAUGCCGCUGCUCCUGUUGUCAAGACUGUCCACACCUAUGCCGCUGCUCCUGUUGUUAAGACCGUAGCUGCCGCCCCUGUAGUCCAUACUUAUGCUGCUGCUCCUGUAGUUCACUCUGUACCCUUGGAGCAUUUUGAAAACAACAUUAGUUUCUUGCAAACGUUUAAACACAAAACUCAACUCAAAUCCUUAAACAUGUACAAAUCUAUUGCUUGCAUUGCUCUCUUCUACUUGGCUACCGUCAGCGCUGGUAUUCUUGAAACCCAUCAUGUUGUCCAGGAACCUGUCCUAGCCAAAGUGGGAUCUGUAGUCCACUCAGCUCCCUCUGCUGUGUCUCAUCAAAGUUUUACUCGUUACCACAACAAAGCUGUUGUUACUCCUGUUGUCUCACCCGUAGUCAAGACCACUGUUCAUUCUGCUCCUGUUGUAUCUGUAGUCAAAUCUGCUCCCGUUGUCCACACUUAUGAGGCUGCUCCUGUUGUUCACUCUGUUCCUGUAGUACACUCUGCUCCAGUUGUUCAUGCUGCUCCCGUAGUUCAUGCUGUUCACUCUUAUCAUCAUUAGGAGUAACAUGCUAAAGACAAGAAUUGGUUGUGAUAUGAUUUGUUCAUUGUUAGUUAAUCUUAUGCAAUAAACGAAAUAAUUAAAAAA